AUGGCGCACCAUGGGCAUAGCUUGAUGUCGUCUCUGGGCAUUCAUCUCGACGAAUCCAACUUCUUAGACCCUAUUUUCAGAGACGAAGGAAAAACUGAAAAGAGAAAUGGGCCAACCCGUCCUCUCAAAGGCCUUCUCGUAAAGGAGACGCGAGUUUCUCUUUGCCGCAUCGACGAGCUCCGCCGCCUCCUUGUCCUCGCCGACGACGUCGUGGAGGGGCGUGGCGCGCGGAUGGCCGGCACCCGCUCCCGCCGGCGUAGAAGAGCGCGCACUCUGCCGCUGGUCGCCGAACCCUCACCGCCGGAACCCGCCGCUCUCAGCAGCUCCAGAGAAGUUGCCGUUGUAGGCACCUCAGGCUCUACCUCCUCGCUGUUGUCAGGACCUCAUGUUUGUGCAGAUCUCCCGGACACCCUGCUUCAUGAGAUCAUUGCUCUUUUUAAUUCUUUCCACGACUUCCUUGCUUUUAUAGGCACUUGCCGCUCUUGGCGCGCUGCAUUUUCUUCCUUCCCCUCCAUUUAUACCUCCAACUUUCCGCCUUUGCACCUAAAGCCAGAUCUUUAUGCUCGUCCGCAUAGCCGUGGUAUUAAGCCCGUCCUUUUAUCUGACUGCAAAUGGAAGCUGAGUGAUCCUACCCAGAAAAACGUAUCCCUUUGCUGUUCUGUGCCCCAAAACACUCCAAAUCAGAUGCACUAUUUGGGCUGCUCAUAUGGGUAUCUUAUCUUCUCCUAUGAGGAGCACUGCCUCCUUGUCGAUGUGCACAAUGGUACCAAGGUGAAGCCCCCCAAACUUCCAUCCAACAACCGCCUUGGGUACUUUUGUGGCAUAGGCAUUCUUACAGGUCCACUUAGUUCACCCAACUCACGCCUCCUCCUGUGCACGGGAACCUCCAUGUUUGAGUGGCAGGUUGGAACAAACUCCUGGUCAGAACACCCUCUUGCCCUUAAAAGGGAACGCAUCCAUCAGAUAGUGUUCUUCAAAGGUGUCAUCUUUGUCAUGGAUGUUCUUGUGAGGCUCCACACUAUACACUUAUCACCUGAAUUCAGUAUGCAAAAAAUAAAAAUCGCGCGGGACCUUGAAUCCUUUUUUAUUAGCCCAUGGUUGGUGGUCUCUGGUGACAUGCUUCUCAUGCUUGACCUUCGCAUAGGAUCUGACGAGUUGAAUGAUGACUUGUGUUAUCACUUCUUUAAGGUCUUUCACCUUGACUUUUCUGUCGAGCCAGCCAAGUGGGUGAAGAUGGAGAAGCUGGAAAAUCAAGCUCUGUUUGUUAGCCUUGAUAGGAGGAAUCCUGCAUUUUCUUGCAUGAGCCCUGAAAGAUGGGGAGGAAAAAGUAACUGUGUUUAUGUUGCCAAGCUAUUUGAUGACCCCGAUGAAACUUGGACUGCUGUUGAGGUUGGGCAGCGAGUGCGAAAAGAAACUGUUCACAGCCUUUACUAUGGUCUUUCAUUCCCGUCGGACUACAGUCAUCUUGCUAGCCUCUGGCUGUACCCGAGUUUAGUCUAUGGUACUAGCCAGUGAUGUUGCUGAAGGGUUUUGGGCUUUUGGCUAUGCACAAGCACUGGCUAUUUCUGUUGUUUUACCUUUAGUUGGCGAUCAGCUCCUGCAACUACAAUGGUUUCCUCACCUGGCACCAGUGUUAUGUGUUCAAGGCCACUUAUCAUGUAUCACAUGGCUGGUUGUUAUGUGGCUAUCAUUUCUUGAUGCCUGAUGACAAUCUACUUCUUAGAAUGACUUCAGAAGUUUGGA
Messenger RNA from Triticum dicoccoides, 1743 nucleotides. RefSeq lists its product as uncharacterized. The record is from RefSeq and is a predicted model, not a curated record. NCBI's taxonomy places the organism in Eukaryota, Viridiplantae, Streptophyta, Magnoliopsida, Poales, Poaceae. The transcript is spliced from 3 exons. Bases 1 to 1515 code for a protein of 504 amino acids.